ACAAUCAAAAUGGCGACCUCUUUGCAAGAAAAACAAAUAUCUGCUUUGAAACGAAUGCUAAAUUUUAACCAGCCAAUCACGAAAACUUCAAAUGCCGAACCGCAGUGGAAAGUUUUGAUUUAUGACAGAUUUGGUCAAGAUAUUAUUUCACCAUUAUUAACAAUAAAAGAGCUUAGAGAUAUUGGUGUUACACUUCAUCUUAGCCUGCAUUCUGAUCGAGAUCCCAUUCCUGAUGUUCCAGCUAUUUAUUUUGUUAUGCCUACGGAAGACAACAUUCAACGUCUUUGCAGAGAUUUUCAGAACCAGCUAUACGAGUCCUACUAUCUUAAUUUUAUUUCUGCCAUCUCUAGGCAAAAACUGGAAGAUAUAGCACAAGCAGCUUUGCAAUCAAAUGCUGUGCAACAAGUUUGUAAAGUUUUUGACCAGUAUUUGAACUUUAUUUCAUUAGAAAAUGAAUUAUUUACACUCCGACAUCAAGACAGAGACUCCAUCUCAUAUUAUGCUAUAAACAAAGGUGAUGUGAAAGAUACUGAAAUGGAAUUGAUAAUGGAUAAUAUUGUGGAUAGUUUAUUUUCUGUAUUUGUGACUAUGGGUGUCGUUCCUAUAUUACGUUGCCCAAGGGGCAAUGCUGCAGAAAUGGUUGCUGAAAAACUAGACAAAAAACUAAGAGAGAACUUAAGAGAUGCCAGGAACAGCUUGUUUACUGCUGAAGGUGUGCCAGGACAAUUUAGUUUUCAAAGACCACUUCUUGUGAUUUUAGAUCGUAAUCUUGAUUUAGCAACAAUGCUUCACCAUACAUGGACAUAUCAAGCCUUAGCACAUGAUGUUCUAGAGUUGAAGCUUAACAGAGUUGAAAUUGAAGAGAUAGUUGAUGAUGGAAUGCAUGCAAGCUCCCCUGCUAGAAAACCUAAAUCAAGGAAGAAAGUUUAUGAUUUAUCAUCAAAAGAUAAACUUUGGAUGUCAGAAAAAGGACACCCAUUUCCAGAAGUUGCCGAAGCUGUACAAGAAGCAUUGAAUGGAUACAGACAAGAAGAAGGAGAAGUUAAAAAGCUUAAAGCUGCUCUGGGCCUAGAAGGUGAAGAUGAUACCGCAAUCAGUAUGCUGUCUGACAAUACAGCCCGUCUUACAUCAGCUGUUACCUCUCUCCCAGAGCUGUUAGAAAAGAAAAGAUUGAUCGACAUGCACAUGAACAUCGCCACUGCUCUUCUGGAACAAAUAAAAUCAAGAAAACUUGAUACCUACUUUGAGACUGAAGAAAGAAUGAUGAGUAGGUCAACACUGAACAAAUCUUUGAUGGACAUGAUUUCUGAUCCCGAAGCUGGGAAGCCUGAAGACAAGGUUCGUCUUUUUGUCAUUGCUUUAAUUUGCGGCCCCCCCAUGUCUGAGGCAGAGAUUGAUCAAUACUGUGUGGCUUUACAGGCGGCAAAUUGUGAUAUUUCAGCUGUUCAGUAUGUUCGUCGUUGGAAAUCAUACACUAAACUUCAAGCAUCUCCUAACCAGUAUGUUGGUGGAGGCAUAAGCUCUACAAGCAUGUUUUCGGGCCUCCUCUCUAAAGGCUCUCAGUUUGUGAUGGAAGGUGUAAAGAACCUAGUCGUAAAGAGUCACAAUCUUCCUACAACUCGCAUUGUUGAUGCUUUGAUGGAACUGAAAUCACUUCCGGACAGUGAAGAUUUUCGCUACUUUGACCCCAAACUUUUAAGAGCGGAUUCUUCAUCCGUGCCAAGGAACAAAACCCCCUUUCAGGAGGCUUAUGUUUUCAUCGUAGGUGGUGGUAAUUAUAUUGAAUUUCAAAACCUAAUGGAUUACGUUAAGUCUAAAUCAACACCAUCAAUGCCAAAGAAAAUAAUUUAUGGGUGCAGUGAUUUGGUCAAUGCUUCUCAGUUUUUGAAACAGUUGUCACAUUUAGGUCAAGAAAUUUAAAUAUUAAAUAAAUAUUAGGUAUAAGCUGUAAAUAUUAUUUAUUUUUGAAUUUGUCCGCUCAUUACUAUUGAUUCAGUUCAACUUUUUAAUAAUUAAGUGAAUAAACUUAAAAUGUGUAUUUUUAUUACACCACAUUACCAACCUAGAACUAUUUUAUAUCCCAGUUGAAUAAGACUUUGAAGGGAUGUAUUUUCUCUUUUUGAUUAUAUUACCACUAACAUUUUAAUACUAGUUGCUGUUAUAUUUUUGGAAAACUAAGAUAUUUUUAAAAAAAUUAUUCACUUUCUUCCUCUGUUUAUUGGGGAGAUAUACUGGAAGUUAAAUAAUUCUGAUUAUAAAUGACCCAAAAUUGUGUUUGUUUAUAAGGUUGUUGCAUAUAUUGGUAUAAGCUAUGAUAAAAUUUCACAUUUGAAAUGAAAUGCUUUUAUUGUUGUCUAUCUCAUUUUAAUUAUUUUCUUUAGAUAUCUGUAUAUUUAGUACAAUGCUUCUAAAUUUUGUUUCUACUCUUCUCUCAUCUUUUAUUAUUUUUCCUACUGUGUAUGUUUUAUCCAUUCUUUGAAUUAAGUUAAAUAUUUGCUUAUGCUACAAUUGCUUAAAUACAGGUAAAAACAAAAUUUUAAAUUUCUUUUAGAAACACAUACUGUCCAUUAAAUUUUAUUUAAUCUGAUGCUUAGGAUUUGCAUAUGUUAGAUUUAUUGUGAAUAUCACUGUUGCUAUAACUGACAUCUGAUGUAUGUGUAGCUUUUGUUGUGGGGGUUCAAAAUUUUGGCCACCUCAAAUAUUUUACUUCUUAGCAAUUUUAGACUAAUGUGAUGUGCAUAAAUAGCCUUUUUUUUAUGUGUUUGAAACAUUUCUUUCUGUCUACUCUUUCAGAUCAGUAUGUUAUGUAUUAUAAUUAUACAUGCAUGUUAGUGUAUUGGGAGGGUUGAAGUUAAAGUGGUUGGAUUUCAUUUAUCAAUAAAAACUCAUGUUUUCCUCACUUCAAGUAAUGAAAUAUUUGUUAAACUUGUUUUAAAGUUGUUCUAUAAAUAUCAUGAUUGUUCUCUUGGACAUUGACACUUAGGCGGUGGAUCACACUCUAUUUAUAGAUAGCCAAUAUGAUACUAAAAAGAUAUUGAUGAUUAAAAUAUCAUUGAUAAAUAUUUGAAAAGUUACACCAUUUUUACUUAUAUUAUAAGAUUAAACAGUCUGGCAGUAGUUUAAAUUUUGUAACUUGCUAACUGGUAAUGUUAAGACAAUGUUAUAUUGAUUGGGUAGAUUACCAUACACUCCUGAUUGUACGCUGUAUAAAAUGAUGCUCAAUCUUUACAUCUCUUGUGAGUCGUGACAAUGGGCAGUACUUGCAACACAAUCAAUUAAUAUUUGAGCACAACUCUAGCAUACAAUAACCAUCUUUAGAUCUCUUGUGACAAUGAACACUACUUGUAACACAUACAAAAAGUAGAAAAGAACUACUCAAGCAAACUACUACCCUACUAUAUUAUAACGAUCUUUAGAUCACUUGUGACAAGGAACAUUAACGGCAACUCAUACAAUAGCAUA
Messenger RNA from Physella acuta, 3462 nucleotides. RefSeq names its product sec1 family domain-containing protein 1-like. NCBI's taxonomy places the organism in Eukaryota, Metazoa, Mollusca, Gastropoda, Physidae. Gene Ontology annotation, biological process: vesicle-mediated transport. The record is from RefSeq and is a predicted model, not a curated record.